AUGCAGCUGUCGCCUCACCUGAGCUGCACCUGUCUGCAGCCUGACAUGUGGACGCUGCAGGAAGCAGGAAGCCUCCCGGUGGCUCCGGCUAAUGAGAACACUCCACAAGCCGCCAUCAUCAUGUCAGCGGUGAGCGGGACGGCGUGGGAGGGAGGCCCCGGACCGCUCCUCCUCCGUCACUCAGCCGCUUAUUCAUCAUCGGCGGGCCUGUCGGUGUCGGCGCCGCUCAGGAAUCGGGCCGGGCGGAGCUGGAGGACGAUGGGGGCUGCCGCCGUUUCUCACCUGCUGUGGCUCCACCUGCUGGGCCUCGUCUCCAUAGCAACACCCCUCAACCCGGACGACCCCAACGUCUGCAGCCACUGGGAGAGCUACGCGGUGACGGUGCAGGAGUCCUACGCUCACCCCUUCGACCAGGUUUACUACACCCGCUGCACCGACAUCCUCAACUGGUUCAAGUGCACCAGACACAGGAUCAGCUACAAGACGGCCUACAGACGGGGAGUCAGAACCAUGUACCGGCGCCGCUCCCAGUGCUGCCCCGGGUUCUACGAGAGCGGAGACCUCUGUGUCCCGUUAUGUACUGAAGAAUGUGCCCACGGACGCUGUGUGUCUCCUGAUACCUGCCAGUGUGAACCCGGAUGGGGAGGCCUGGACUGCUCCAGCGGCUGCGAGAGCGACUUCUGGGGUCCCCACUGCAGCAACCGCUGUCAGUGCCGCAACGGCGCCAAAUGCAACCCGAUCACCGGAGCCUGCGUCUGCACCGACGGCUACCAGGGCUGGCGCUGCGAGGAGCCCUGCGACGCCAACUUCUACGGCAAGGACUGUCUGCUGGAGUGCCAGUGCCUCAACGGCGCCACCUGCCAGCACCAGACCGGAGAGUGUCUCUGUGCACCAGGAUACACCGGAGCCUUCUGUGAGGAACCGUGUCCUCCAGGUAAACACGGUUCUCUGUGUGAGCAGCGAUGUCCGUGUCAGAACGGAGGAACCUGCCACCACGUGACCGGAGCGUGUUCCUGCCCGGCCGGCUGGGUGGGUCCGGUCUGUGCCCAGCCGUGUCCGUUCGGCUCAUUCGGCAUCAACUGCUCCGAGGACUGCACGUGUCGUAACGGCGGCCUGUGCGACCACAUCAGCGGUCAGUGUCAGUGCACCGCCGGAUACAUCGGAGAGAGGUGUCAGGACGAGUGUCCGGUCGGUACCUUCGGACCUCAGUGUGCUCACAAGUGCGACUGUCAGAACGGGGCCAAGUGCUACCACAUCAACGGAGCCUGUCUCUGCAACGAAGGCUUCAAGGGUCCCAGCUGCCAGGACCGGUUCUGCCCCGCCGGACUCUACGGACUCAUCUGUGACAAAUACUGUCCCUGCAAGACGGCCAACACCCUCAGCUGCCACCCUCUGUCAGGUGAGUGCACCUGCGCCGCCGGGUGGGCGGGGCUUUACUGCAACGAGACCUGUCCGUCAGGCUUCUACGGCGAGGGCUGCAGGGAGACGUGCAGCUGCAUGAACGGGGCCGACUGCGACGGCGUCACCGGAGCUUGUACCUGCGCGCCGGGAUACAUCGGCGACGACUGCUCCAUCAGCUGUCCCGCCGGCCUCUUCGGGACCAACUGCACCACUUCGUGUUCCUGCCACAACGAGGUCUCCUGCUCGCACGUGGACGGGUCCUGCGUCUGCAGAGAAGGCUGGCAGGGCGUCGACUGCUCCAUCCCCUGCUCCAGCGGCACCUGGGGCCUCGGCUGCAACCAGACGUGUCAGUGCAGCAACGAAGCCGCCUGCGAUCCGGCAAACGGGACCUGCAGCUGCUCGCCGGGGUGGAGGGAGGAGUUCUGCGACGUGCCCUGUCCGGAGGGAUCCUACGGACUGGACUGCAGAGAGCGAUGCGACUGCCUGAACUCGGAUGGCUGCGACCCGGUGACCGGGUUCUGCCGCUGCCAGGCCGGUUGGACCGGCGUCCACUGUGACGGCGUCUGUCCGGAGGGCCGCUGGGGACCCAACUGCUCGUACAGCUGUACCUGCGAGAACGGAGGCUCCUGCUCACCUGAGGACGGCACCUGCGUCUGCGCACCUGGUUACCGAGGCAGCAGCUGCAGGAGAGCCUGCUCUCCAGGUUUCUUCGGCCAGCGCUGCAGCCAGUCCUGUCCUCAGUGCGUCCACAGCGACGGCCCGUGUCACCACGUCUCCGGCCGCUGCGAGUGUCUGUCCGGCUUCUUCGGGUCGCUCUGCAACCAAGUGUGUCCUGGGGGGAAGUUCGGUAAAUCGUGCAGCGAGUCGUGUUUGUGCACCAACAACGGAACCUGUAACCCGAUCGAUGGAUCCUGUCAGUGCUUCCCCGGCUGGCUGGGAGACGACUGCUCCAAACCGUGUCCUCAGGGCUCGUGGGGUCCCGACUGCAUCCACACAUGCAACUGUCACAACGGGGCCCAGUGCAGCGCCACGGACGGGGAGUGCAGCUGCAGCGCCGGAUGGACCGGACUGUACUGCACGCAGCGUUGUCCGACGGGUUUCUUCGGCUCUCAGUGCGCUGAGGUGUGUCGCUGCCAGAACGGAGCCGACUGCGACCACAUCGGCGGUCAGUGUUCCUGCAGAACCGGCUUCAUCGGACAGAGCUGUGAGCUCAAGUGUCCUGCCGGGACGUUCGGCUACGGCUGCCAGCAGCUCUGCGAGUGCAUGAACAACGCCACCUGUGACUACGUGACGGGAACCUGCUACUGCAGCGUCGGCUUCAAAGGGAUCCGCUGCGAUCAGGCCGCCCUGAUGAUGGAGGAGCUCAACCCGUACACCAAGAUCAGCCCGGCGCUGGUGUCGGAGCGGCAGUCGGCCGGCGCCGUCCUGGGCAUCGUCUUCUUGCUGCUGCUCAUCGUGGCCAUGCUGGGCCUGGUGGUGUGGUUCCGGUACCGGCAGCGGGAGAAAGGCCACCACGUGCCCAACGUCAGCUACACGCCGGCGCUGCACAUCAACUCCACCGACUACUCGCUGUCCGACUCGUCGCCCGGCAGCAGCUGCUUCUCCAACCCCAGCUACAGAACUCUGGGGCCCUGCAGCUACUCGGCCCACUACGCCAAACCGGACAAGAGGUCCAACAAGAUGAAGGUGAAGAAGCGCCACAGGAACAGCGCUCCGGAGUGGGGAGCCUACUGUAACCUCAGCGACAUGGGAGUCUACUGCAUCGACCGGCGCUACAGCUACCACCUGGAGCCUCGCUACAGAGACUACAUGAAGGGCUCCUUGUCCAGCACCUGCUCCCUGAACAGCGAGAACCCCUACGCCACCAUCAACGACCCGCCGGCGCUCUGCAAGCACUCGGAGAGCAGCUACGUGGAGAUGAAGUCGCCGGCUCGCCACGAGCACGCCACGCACUGCUGCUCGGCCGCCGCCGCCAUCAUCACCACCACGACCAGCACCACGGCGCCCACCAAGAACAUCUACGACAUGGAGCCGACCAUCAGCAUCGUGCAGGGUUCUGGUACCGUGGUGGUUCCUGGUUACCCUCAGAACCCGUACGACCUGCCCAGGAACAGCCACAUCCCGAGUCACUACGACCUGCUGCCGGUCCGUCCGAGUCCCUCCCACAGCCAGAGCCCCCCGCUGCCCGGCAGCCCCACCAGCUCGCUGCUCUAA
Messenger RNA from Stegastes partitus (bicolor damselfish), 3615 nucleotides. Its product is annotated as multiple epidermal growth factor-like domains protein 11. Gene Ontology annotation, molecular function: protein binding. Lineage: Eukaryota; Metazoa; Chordata; Actinopteri; Pomacentridae. The record is from RefSeq and is a predicted model, not a curated record. Gene Ontology annotation, cellular component: membrane. The transcript has 25 exons. Bases 1 to 3615 code for a protein of 1204 amino acids.